Annulohypoxylon truncatum is the source of this 1512-nucleotide messenger RNA. Its product is annotated as putative alpha/beta hydrolase. The transcript is spliced from 4 exons. Bases 468 to 1349 code for a protein of 293 amino acids. NCBI's taxonomy places the organism in Eukaryota, Fungi, Ascomycota, Sordariomycetes, Xylariales, Hypoxylaceae. The record is from RefSeq and is a predicted model, not a curated record.
ACGACUUUAUUACCUGUAACCGAAGGCGCCGGUACUAUGCCGUAGGUAUCGAAAAUUAAAUUAAAUAGGUGUCAUGAUGAGUUAGGUCAUUUGAUUGCCGCCAAUGACACCCCGAAUUUGUAACUGCGUUUUGGUACAUUGUGCUAAGUACCUACAAUAGGAGCUAUCCAUAUGGAUCCAUACGCUGCUGCUGGAAUGCAUGAUGAAAGAACCGUAAAUACAUCAAAGCAGGCGCAUUUAACGGGGUCAAAGCCCUUUGAUUUUACGUGGUUAUUUAGGAUGAAAGAGAACACUGACAUCUUAGCCCUCGGAAUCACAGCUGUGUAAUGGUUCUCUGAGCUACCUUGUACCUACACUACAGCCUUACCUACCUACCUUACAACAUCAAUCCUCACCCUCCAAGCCCCUCCUCAACUCAAUCCAAUCCAAUACAACCUACCCAAAAACCGAACAAAAAAAAAACCAUCAUGGCUUCGACGCAGACAAUCCAAGUCCCGCACCUCGACGCGACCGUCGGCUACGAGGUAUCCAACGGCAAGCUGGACGCGGCGAAGCCGACGCUCGUGCUCGUCAACCCGUUUUGCGCGACGGCCGAGUACUAUCGCGCGCAGCUCGACGACGCGGCGCUGGGCGCGCGGAUGAACUUGCUCGCGAUCGAGCCGCUCGGCCACGGCGCCACCGCGUGCGCCGCGGACCACUUCACGUACUGGGACUCGGCGCUCGUCGCGCUCCAGGCUAUGCAGGCGUUGGGUGUGAGUAAGGCGUAUGCGCUGGGGGUGAGCCAGGGCGGGUGGGUGGUUGCUAGGAUGGCGCUUUUGGCGCCUGAGAGGAUUCUGGGGUUGGUUACGAUUGCUACGUCGAUGGAUUGCGAGUCUGCUGAUUCGCGGACGAAGGGCUGCUGGGAUCCGGCCGCGUUUGUUACGCCCUUCGUCCAGAGUUGGAGUAGCUCUACGCCGACCCACGAUUUUGUUGUCGGCGAUGAUUGGAUCCAGCCCGUACUCGGGCUCGCGCUCGGGUCCGCGUCUACGCCCGCCAUCGCGGAAUUCUGGUCCAAAUCAAUCCAACGCGUCUACGCGGGCGACCACGGGCGCCGAAAGCUGAGGAUGGCUACCAUUAAUGUGGCGGAGAGGGACGGCUUGCUUCUUCGGAUCGGGGAUAUCAAGUGCCCCGUUCAUUGGUAUCAGGGAACGGCGGAUCCGAUCUUCGGUACGACUGUCCCGCAGGAGCAAAUUAAGCUUUUCACGGGCUCGAAAGAAGCCAAGCUUAGCUUCAUUGAGGAUGGUGUUCAUUUUCUGAGUGUGUCGCAUCCGAAGGAGAUUCAGGAGGCGAUCCUAGAGAUGGUGCACUGAACCCCUGGAAUAGGGGCUGUACUAACUGGCUGGCAACUCUAGUAACGGUGGCUUGAACUUGGUUAGGUAUUUUAUGUUAACAGUAAAUAUAGGCAACUAGUUAUUGGGGAGAGCUUGAUCUUAUCCGAUCUUCGAGCGUACACAAAAUGAACUAUAUGACUUC